CUAAGCCACUUCCCAGCUUCUCUCAGAUAUUCAAGAACAAUACUGAGGAACCUUCGCUCUCAUCACCAUGGACAGAACGGCUGCUGUUGUCCUCUGCUCCGUGCUGCUGCUCGUGGCUGAAAUCCAAGGAGCUCCAAAUGCUGGAAGAGGACGAUGCCUGUGCACAGCAAAAGGUUCUAACUUUCUUCCACCAAAAUCCUUGGCAAAACUAGAAGUGUUUCCAAAGAGCUCUUCCUGCGAGCACCUUGAGAUCAUUGCCACAUUUAAGGACUCUAAACAGCAAGUGUGCCUGAACCCGGAUUCGAAAUGGGUGCAGAAAAUAGUGAAAAACCUCAUCAAGAGAAGGUCUAAACGUGGCAGCGCCCUGUAAGAUAGAUGAUGCACCAGCAAGAGAUGUCUCAAUGAACUAGCAAUGUCACAGAGAUUCAGGGUGUUUUCUGUGAGUGUCUUCUAUCCAGCUCUACAGAACACUGAUGCUGCAGCUGAAACUUUAACUGUGGUCUUCAACACUAACUCAUGCCUCUGCUAAUGUAACCUGUGAGUGAUGACAGUGCUGAAACGCCAAGCAUACCUCAGUCAAACAAAGUGAUGCACUUAAUCCUCAGUAACAAAGAGAGCAGCUUGAGCUGACUUUGGUCAAGGGGGUCAGCUCAUGGCUAAAAGUGUAAAUACUCAGAUGGUUUCUGCUUCCUUGAUCAGCAAGUACUUCCUGGACUAGCAGAAGUUGGAUUUUCCAGUUAUCAUUAUAAUUCCUAAUGCUGUUCCCACUCAGCUUAUGCUGAGUGGUCCUUAUGGACAUAAGACUCCAAAAGUAGUUGUUAUGCUAAGAGAAACUAACUUAAUUCUUUGAUGUAUAUAUUAUUUCAUGCUAUAGUAAUGUACAUAAUGUAGAAAUGGUUGUAUGUGUGGGCUGCCAGGUACUUGCCCACUGGGUCUGUUAAUAAAAUAAAAUAUGUCUUAGAAUAUAAAAA
This is a messenger RNA of Alligator sinensis (Chinese alligator), 971 nucleotides long. RefSeq names its product C-X-C motif chemokine 10-like. Bases 68 to 370 code for a protein of 100 amino acids. The transcript has 4 exons. NCBI's taxonomy places the organism in Eukaryota, Metazoa, Chordata, Crocodylia, Alligatoridae. The record is from RefSeq and is a predicted model, not a curated record. Gene Ontology annotation, biological process: antimicrobial humoral immune response mediated by antimicrobial peptide; neutrophil chemotaxis; cellular response to lipopolysaccharide. Gene Ontology annotation, molecular function: CXCR chemokine receptor binding; chemokine activity. Gene Ontology annotation, cellular component: extracellular region.